Pelobates cultripes (western spadefoot toad) is the source of this 1674-nucleotide messenger RNA. The record is from the annotation of a GenBank genome assembly. NCBI's taxonomy places the organism in Eukaryota, Metazoa, Chordata, Amphibia, Anura, Pelobatidae.
AUGCUGGCCACAUUCGACACCGUUAUGCAGGAACAUCUGAAGAGAAUAAAAAAUAAGGACAUUUUCCAACAUUAUUUGGGGAAAGACAUUCAAAACGAACUCAUCAGCCUUAUAGCGAAAGAAAUCACAAAACACAUUCUGCAGUUGUUGAAAAAUGCAAAGUAUUAUUCUAUAAUACUUGAUUGCACACCAGACAUUACAUUAAUUGAACAAAUGACUAUAAUUGUUCGAUUUGUGUCCAUCAAGGAAGGCGAGUCUCCAACUGCUGAACCAGAGAUCUGUAUAGAUGAAAAAUUUCUAGGUUUUAUCCAAAUCCAAAGUUCAACUGGAGAAGGUUUAACUGAGGCAAUUUUGUCUGAACUUGAAAAACUUAAGAUCCCAGUUGGUGAUAUGAGAGGACAAGGAUACGAUAAUGGAUCCAAUAUGAAGGGCAAACACCAAGGUGUUCAGAAAAGAAUCCUGGAUUUAAACUCACGUGCCUUUUAUAUUCCCUGCAGCGCUCAUACAUUAAAUCUAGUUGUGAAUGAUGCAGCCAUGUCAUGCAGGGAUGCUGCAACCUUCUUUUCUAUUGUACAGAAAAUCUAUGUGUUUUUGUCAGGAUCCACAGUUCGGUGGAAUGUCUUGAAGAAGCACAUUGGCAGACUUACGCUUAAACCUUUGUCUGACACCAGAUGGUCUUCAAGAAUAGAUGCUAUUCGUCCAUUUAGGUUCCAGGUUGGAGAAAUUUUUGAUGCUCUCUCUGAAAUUUCAAGAGAGAACUCUCACACGGCAAUGGCACAGUCUGAUGCUGAAUCUCUUUCAAAAGAACUGAAUAACUUUAAAUUUUUGUGUCUUAUUGUGUUGUGGUACAACAUCUUAAAUAGAAUAAACUUUGUUAGCAAACUUCUCCAAAGUAGAAGUAUGUAUCUCCCAGAUGUUAUAGAUAUUCUGGAAUCCACAACCAAUUAUUUGAAGAAUUAUCGUUCUGAUAAAGGGUUUGAAGAUUUACUGGAAGAGGCAAAAGACCUGUCAUUAGAAAUGGAAAUAGAUCCUGUGUUUCCUCCUUUUGUGCGACAAACUAAAAAAAAAAGGAUGUUUUGUUAUGAAGCACCGGAUGAUCCGAUUUGUGAUCCUGCAAAAAAAUUUAAAAUUGAGUGCUUUUACAGCAUUUUGGAUGUAUGUAUUAAUUCUCUUGAUGAGAGAUUUGGGCAAAUUAAGCACCACAGCAAGCACUUCCAGUUUCUUUAUAAUAUACAAAAACUUAAAGAUGUACCAAGGGAAGCAGUUAUGGAGUACUGUAUAGACUUGCAGAAUAUUUUGACUGAUGAUAAAUCAGGAGAUGCUGACCUGGAUGGAGCACAACUUUGUGAGGAACUUACAAUAUUGGCUCCUAUCUUGAGGCCUACAAUGACACCCAGUCAGAUUCUAGCAUAUGCACUUAAAAAUGGCUUUGCUCCCAAUGUGUCUAUUGCCCUUCGCAUAUUGUUGACAUUGCCGAUAUCUGUAGCCUCUGGGGAGCGAAGCUUUUCAAAGCUGAAGUUAAUAAAGAAUUAUCUUCGGUCCUCUAUGUCUCAAGAGAGAUUGGUAGGACUUGCAAUGAUUUCCAUUGAAAAUCAGAUUGCAAAAGAGAUUGACUUUAAAACUCUGCUUCAUGAUUUUGUAACUGCGAAAGCAAGAAGGGUUAAGUUUUUGUAG